AUGACUGCCAAUAUCCCGGAGAUCAUCCUGCUCUGCCAGGACGCAGACUUUAUCACCGCCUUAGAAACAGCGCAGCAAGAGCACUGGCCCGAAUUACCAUCAAAGCUCACGAUCACCCCUAUUAACUCGCGCCUGAACCGCCUCGACCCCUUAGUAACCUUCGACCUGAUCGUCUCACCCGCGAACUCAUAUGGCCGUCUAGAUGGAGGCUUUGACGACGCUAUCUCAUUAGCCUUCAGCCCGCGCGAUGACUACGAAGCUCUGAUGCGCGUAGUGCAGCUAGAGCUAUACGAGAAAUGGCGAGGAUUCGCGCCGCCAGGCACAUGCACGCUUGUACAGUUCCCUAUGCCGCUUUUACAGAAUUCCCGGCGCUGUGCCUGGGUGGCUAUCUGUCCAACUAUGCGAGAGCCGAUGAAUGUUGUCUGGGACCGAGAGGUUGUCUAUGAGAGUGUCUGGAGUUUGUUAUGUGAGGUCGAGGGGCAUAAUCGGGCUUCUGAAGAGAAAAUUAAUCGUCUCUUAAUAACGCCCCAGGCUGCCGGUAUUGGGAAGGUUAGUAAGGAGCGUUGGUCGGCGCAGAUGGUGCUUGCAAUGAAACAUUUUGUGGACGCAGUCGAAAGGCCGGAGCGGUGGAGUCGAAUGCAGUGGAAUGAGAUCAUGAAGGAUUGUGACGAAGUUGCGACGACAUGGAAGACAAAGGAGUAG
Messenger RNA from Penicillium hordei, 702 nucleotides. RefSeq lists its product as uncharacterized. The transcript has a single exon. NCBI's taxonomy places the organism in Eukaryota, Fungi, Ascomycota, Eurotiomycetes, Eurotiales, Aspergillaceae. The record is from RefSeq and is a predicted model, not a curated record. The coding region runs from base 1 to 702 and encodes 233 amino acids.